Molecule: messenger RNA, 2237 nt
Organism: Musca domestica (house fly)
Lineage: Eukaryota; Metazoa; Arthropoda; Insecta; Diptera; Muscidae
Product: SET domain-containing protein SmydA-8
Exons: 5
Coding region: 299-1999 (566 amino acids)
Molecular function (GO): protein binding
Source: RefSeq, a predicted model, not a curated record
CUUGUUCUCUGUAGGAGUGUGUGAUGAUCUUCAAACGAAUUUCAUUUGAAUUUAUUAAACGGUUAGGAUCGCAAGUGUGCGUAUAUAUCAUCUGUUGAAUGGUCUAAAAAUAUAUAUUCCUUCUCAGCAUAUAAAAACUAAAGUGAAUAGAACCCGAACAUCGCCAUCAGAAAAAGACGUACGCGAGCAUCUUUUCUUCAGUUUCCACCGCUGCGGUGCAACAAAUAAACAAGCGCAACACAGGUGAAAGGGAAAUCCUUUUCGAUUCCUUACUUCAACGACAAUAACAAUCAGCGAAAUGUCUUCCGCCGGCAGUGAUAAAUCCGAUCGUUGUGCCGUGUGUCAGGUGCCAGCCACUUUGACUUGCUCGGCAUGCAAAAGUGUUAAGUAUUGUGGCAAAGAUCAUCAGCGUGAACAUUGGCAGGAACACAAAGUAGAAUGCGAAAGCUCGUAUAGAAUUGAAAAUGACGCAAUUUUGGGUCGCCACCUUUUGGUUACGCGCGACAUACAAGCCGGCAAUGUUAUCUUCGAGGAGAAGCCAUUGGUGGUGGGGCCCAAGUGGUUUGUUUCGGAGCGAGAACAGGAGGUGCCCGUUAUGCCCUGUGUGGGUUGUUAUACACCCUGUCGCAUUGGCGGUUUCAGCUGCACCAAGUGCCAGUGGCCUUGUUGUUCACCCCAUUGUGAAGAUAUUGAAAAUCCCAAUAGCCAUGGCAUAGAUUGUGAGAUCUUAAGAUUGGGCCCUGGACCAAAAACAACAAGUGACAUCAAAGCCAUGACCGACUACUACAGGCCGGAUGCUCUGCUGGUAUUGAAAUGUCUGCUGUUGCAAAAGCAAAAUCCCAAAAAGUGGAAGAAGCUAAUGAAGAUGCAGAGCCAUGAAGAGGACCGCGAAGGAUCAGAGCUGCAAGAAGAUGCCGAAAAGCGUGUCGUCACAUAUUUGAUGAAGAACUUUUUGGAACCGCUCAAAAAGAGGGAGGAAACGUCCAAAGAAAAGCUGCUCGAGCAAUACGAUGCAAAAAUCCUGCGUCGCAUUUGUGGCAUCAUAGAAACCAAUUAUAUGGUCAUUAGCCUUUCAACGGGUCUGGAUCUGAGUGGGGUCUUCUUUACCGCCUGCAUGAUGGAACAUUCGUGCAUGCCCAACAGUUAUUUCCAAUUUAAUGAAUGUGAUGGCUGUAGUAUUUCCGUUAUUGCGGGACGAGACAUCAAGGAGGGGGAGCACAUCAAAAUCAUGUACACCAAUAUGUUGUGGGCCACCCAAAUGAGGCUGGAACACUUGCAGAUCACCAAACAUUUCAAGUGUCAUUGCGAACGUUGUACAGAUCCCACGGAAUUGGGUAGCUAUUUCAGUGCCCUAAAGUGUGCCGGCGAUGUGAAUACAAAAUGUGAUGGUGGCAUUCAGUUGCCCAAGGAUCCAUUGGAUAAGAAAACCGAUUGGAUAUGUAAUAAAUGUCCCAUGGUUGUCAAUGGCGAACAGGUUGGUUAUCUUCUAACACAAAUGACGGAGGAGGUGAAAACCCUGAUGGCCCGUCGUCCCACAGUCAAACAAGUCGAGAGUCUCAUUGAGAAAUUGGGUACAUUUUUGCAUCCCAAUCAUUAUCACAUGUUCAGCUUGAAACAUUGUCUCAUCCAGCUGUAUGGCAACGAAAUGGGUUACAAAUCGGAGCAGAUGUCCAGCAGCCAAUUGCAAAAGAAAUUGAAAAUGUGUGAAGACUUGUAUGACAUCUGUCAGAAGCUUGAUCCGGCCACAAUACGUCUGUCCAUCUAUGUGGCCAUUAUAUUUCAUGAAAUGCAUACCGUCUACAUGGAACAGGGUCGACGUAUGCUAGACGAUGAUAAAAUCCAAGCAUUGGAACUGUUCACCAAUGCCAAAGAAUCGCUGGAGAAGGCCGAAGAGGUGUUGGAAAAAGAACUCGAUGGUGUGGCGGGCAAUAAACUGAACGACCACAUACUGAGGGCAAUGAAAAAUGUCAAAUUUUAUAUGGAAAAUAUGUGCUCCUGAAAGAGAACCAAACCGCGAAAAAAAAACAAAAUCACACGCUUGCCCCUGCUGUUGAGAGAAGGUUGUGGUGGAAGAGUAAAGAGUGUUAAAGCGGCUGCGACAGCUGGUUUUUUUUUUUUUUGUUUUGGGUUGAGAACUUCUAUUUAUUAUUAAAUAAUUAUAAUAAUAUAGGUUUAUAUAUUUAUAUUUAUAAUAAUAUUCUAUUACUAUUAUAAAAGAAAAUAAUUAUGAUGAUGAU